This is a messenger RNA of Acanthosepion pharaonis, 813 nucleotides long. The record is from the annotation of a GenBank genome assembly. Lineage: Eukaryota; Metazoa; Mollusca; Cephalopoda; Sepiida; Sepiidae.
AUGACAAUAAUUUCCACCAUCUAUCUAUCUAUCUAUCUAUCUAUCUAUCUAUCUAUCUAUCUAUCUAUCUAUCUAUCUAUUCUGAUCUGUUCGUAUCUUUGUAUCUAUUAUCGCAUACUAAGCUCAUCUAGUAAAUUCUUUAUAGUUCCAUCUUUCUUUUUCUUCUUCUUUUUGCAUUCAUUUUUAGUCUCUCUUUUUCAUCUUCUUUUUGCAUUCCUUUUUAGUCUCUCUUUUUCAUCUUCUUUUUGCAUUCAUUUUCAGUCUCUCUUUUUCAUCUUCUUUUUGCAUUCCUUUUUAUCUCUCUUUUUCUUCUUCUUUUUGCAUUCAUUUUUAGUCUCUCUUUUUCUUCUUCUUUUUGCAUUCCUUUUAGUCUCUCUUUUUUCUUCUUCUUUUGCAUUCAUUUUUAGUCUCUUUUUUUUUUUUUUGCAUUCAUUUUUAUCUCUCUUUUUCUUCUUCUUUUUGCAUUCCUUUUUAGUCUCUCUUUUUCUUCUUCUUUUUGCAUCCAUUUUUAGUCUCUCUUUUUCUUCUUUUUGCAUUCAUUUUUAUCUCUCUUUUCAUCUUUUUGCAUUCAUUUUCAGUCUCUCUUUUUCUUCUUUUUGCAUUCAUUUUUACUCUCUCUCUUUCCUCUUUUUGCAUUCAUUUUUAGUUUCCCUUUUUCUUCUUUUUGCAUUCAUUUUUAGUCUCUCUUUUUCAUCUUCUCGCUUUCAUAUUAGUCUCUCUUUCUUGUAUUCAUUUCUUAUUGCAUUGACUUUUAGUUUCCUCUUUUCAUUUUGUAUUCAUUUUUCUCUCUCUUUUUCUUGCAUCCAUUUUUAG